This is a messenger RNA of Sardina pilchardus (European sardine), 972 nucleotides long. RefSeq names its product dynein, axonemal, light intermediate chain 1 (gene dnali1). The record is from RefSeq and is a predicted model, not a curated record. Gene Ontology annotation, molecular function: dynein heavy chain binding. NCBI's taxonomy places the organism in Eukaryota, Metazoa, Chordata, Actinopteri, Clupeiformes, Clupeidae. The coding region runs from base 114 to 881 and encodes 255 amino acids. Gene Ontology annotation, cellular component: axoneme; filopodium. The transcript is spliced from 7 exons.
CCUAACACCUGCACACACCAUAGGGGCUAGUGCUGCCUGCCUUGGGCAUGGACUUAGGUGCAUCCUAAACAAAGCAUUCGUCACUUAAUAAAAAUCCUCUCCAGUUUACCAUCAUGAUACCCCCAGCCGACUCGUUAGUGAAAUAUGACAACCCACUUUUGGUGAGCAAGAAUACAGAAAAGAAGUCUCCAAAGGCCCGUCCUCUGAAAGUCAGUCCUCAGCAACAGGUUGUCACAGGUCCAGUUCCUCCUCCACCUAAACCGAAGACCCCAACAUCUGAUGCCACUAAGCAACAAACAGAAGAAAUUCUUAAUUCCAUCCUUCCACCAAGGGAAUGGAUGGAAAACAACCAGCUGUGGGUGCAACAGGUGGCCAGCACGCCCUGCACACGCAUGGAUGUGGUACACCUGCAGGAACAGCUGGACAUGAAGCUGCAGCAGAGGCAGGCCAGGGAGACAGGCAUCUGUCCUGUUCGCAGAGAGCUCUACACACAGUGCUUUGAUGAACUCAUCAGGCAGGUCACAAUAAACUGCUCUGAGAGGGGGCUGCUACUAUUGCGGGUUCGAGAUGAGAUCCGCAUGACCAUCGCUGCUUACCAGACACUGUACGAGAGUAGCGUGGCUUUCGGCAUGAGGAAAGCUCUGCAGGCUGAGCAGGGCAAGGCCGACACGGAGAAGAAGAUCGCAGGCCUGGAGAUGGAAAAGCGGGACCUGGAGCGGCAGGUGAACGAGCAGAAGGCCAAGUGCGAGGCCAUCGAGAAGAGAGAGGCUGAGCGGCGACAGGUGGAGGAGAAGAAGCACACAGAGGAGCUUCAGUUCCUCAAGCGCACCAACCAGCAACUCAAGACCCAGCUGGAAGGCAUCAUCGCUCCAAAGAAAUAAUUCUAUGCUGGAUAUUGACCUUGCUGUUUGAUAAAGCCCUGCACACGACUGUUCUUUCAAUGCAUAUUCAUGGAAAUACACACUUCCAAAG